UUUCCAGGAAGAGCAGACAUGGCUGAAUUCCUGGAUGACCCGGACACACGACUCUGCGACAACUGCAAAAGAGAGAUUCCUGUGUUUAAUUUUACUAUCCACGAGAUCCACUGUCAGAGGAACAUCGGCGUGUGUCCCGUCUGCAAGGAGCCAUGUCCCAAAUCGGAGAUGGAGGCGCACAUGGCCGCAGACCACUGUCAGGUCACCUGCAAGUGCAAUAAGAAGCUGGAGAAGAGGCAGCUGAAGAAGCAUGAGGAGGCCGAGUGUCCACUGCGGCUGGCCCGGUGCCAGCACUGCGAGCUGGAGCUGGCCGUGGUCAGGCUGCAGGAGCACGAGGAGUACUGCGGCGCCCGCACCGAGCUCUGUGGCACCUGUGGGCGCAACGUCCUGGUCAAGGACCUCAAGGCCCACCCCGCGGUCUGCAGCCAGGCCGUGGAGGCCAAGCGGGCCGAGGAGCCCCCGUCUCCCGACACCUACGACGCGCCCUGGGGCCAGGACGGAAUCUGGAUCGCGUCCCAGCUCCUCAGACAGAUCGAGGCCCUGGACCCCCCCACCCGGCUCCCACGACGGCCCCUGAGGGACUUCGAGUCGAACCUUUUCCACGGCGGGACCCCUGAGCGAAGGGACAUGGGGUCCCAGUUUCCGGGGCACAGCAGCAGCCGACUGGAAGAACAAGAAAGGCAGGAAAGAAAUGGGAGCAGACAGCCCCCUGGAGUGGGCGGCGAAGACAGCGCAAACCUGGACUACAUGUUGGCUCUUAGCCUGCAGAAUGAAGGCCAGCUGCCCAGUGUGGCCGAGCAGGGCUUCUGGAAGGCCAUGUGCGAGGUGGGCCAGUCCCGGGCCAGCCCCAGUGUCCCGAUCAGCGAUACAGGUGCGGACGGUGAGACCAUGCUGCCCUGCGAGUUCUGUGAGGAGCUGUACCCGGAGGAGUUGCUCAUCGACCAUCAGACAAGCUGUAACCCUUCAUGUUCCUUACCCCCGCUCAAUGUGGGCAGCCCUUCCCCUCGAGGGGUAGAGGACCCUGAUGUCAUCUUCCAGAAGCUUCUGCAGGAGGCCGCAAGUAACCAGCUGGACUCUCUGAUGGGGUUGAAAAGUUCAGCCCCGGCAGAGGACAGCGUCAUCAUCCCGUGUGAAUUCUGUGGGGUCCAGCUGGAGGAGGAGGUGCUGUUCCAUCACCAGGACCAGUGUGACCAAAGGCCAGUCACAGCAAACUACCACGUGAUGGAGGGGAUUCCCAGACAGGAUUCCCGACCUCCAGCCACCUCGCCGGAGCUGCCCAAGAGACGCAUCCGACACCAAGGUGACCUGUCCUUCGGCUACCUGGAGAACACGAAGCAGGCGAAAGGGCCCGCCUACCCUCUGGCCCCCGGCAGCCCCCUGAGCAGUGUGGCGCCCCCCUGCAGCCAGCUGUCGGCCGCCGCACCGAGCAGCCGAUCUGCCUGCCAGCUCAGCCCGCCCCGGGUGCUGAAGCUCAGCAACCUGGACAGCCAGGACCCCCGGGGGCGCAGCAGGAGCAGCCUCGGCGGGGCCCCGGCCCCCGGGCACAACCCGGCCGCUCGGACCCUCUACCCUGAAAACCUGGCGCCCUCCUUCCCCCGUGGGCCGGCGGGGAGAUUCGGAGCAAGUGGCAGGAGUGCCCGGGUCGCCGCCGCCCCUGCCAGCUACCGCAGGGCUGCCAAGGCCAAACCCCCGAAGCAGCCGGGAGCCGGGGGUACCGAUGAAGAGGAGUGACGGCGCCGCCCUCAGGACGCUUUUCUAGGUUACGGCCACGUUGUGUCUUUCGCGAUUGUGCUGUGGGAGUUUGGGGUGCGAGGGAGGGUUAGCAGGGAGGCCACUGGGGAAGGUGGCGGC
This is a messenger RNA of Sorex fumeus (smoky shrew), 1851 nucleotides long. It is a transcript of the gene TRAFD1, whose product is annotated as TRAF-type zinc finger domain containing 1. Gene Ontology annotation, molecular function: zinc ion binding. The record is from RefSeq and is a predicted model, not a curated record. The coding region runs from base 19 to 1731 and encodes 570 amino acids. Lineage: Eukaryota; Metazoa; Chordata; Mammalia; Eulipotyphla; Soricidae. The transcript is spliced from 11 exons.